AUGGAUGAGCUUAUUGCUAAAUUAAGAAGCCAAGUUUCAGAAACCCAGAAGAAUGUCCAGACUGAUAACUCCCAAACACAGUCCUCUCUGAAUGAUGAUGUGCUUGUAAUCAAAAAUGAAAAUGAGCUUCCUGAAAUAACAACCUCUCAGUCUGACAUACUUCCAAAGAAUAGGUUUAAACUUGAUUUUGACAUUCUCAAAAAGUAUCGAGGGGAAAAUUCAAUGAAAAUCUCGGAAUUGAAGCUCUGUGACCUCCUAAAGAUAGACGGGCCGGUGUGGGCAAUAGUAAAAUCAAUUGAGAGCUACAAGGGUAUUAAUGGUUGCGUCCACAAAUGGGAGCUGAUGGAUGAAAGUGGGGUUAUUUUUGCAAGCUCAAUUGUCUCUGACCAAAGUAUUUCUGUAGGAAGCAUUAUUUGUAUUUCUGAUUUCUCAGUAUGGAAUAUGGGAGGAAACCAUUUGAACAUCGUAGACAGGAACAUUAAAAGAAUUUUAAAUUAG
Molecule: messenger RNA, 498 nt
Organism: Vittaforma corneae ATCC 50505
Lineage: Eukaryota; Fungi; Microsporidia; Nosematidae
Exons: 1
Coding region: 1-498 (165 amino acids)
Source: RefSeq, a predicted model, not a curated record